Punctularia strigosozonata HHB-11173 SS5 is the source of this 721-nucleotide messenger RNA. RefSeq lists its product as uncharacterized. The transcript is spliced from 4 exons. The record is from RefSeq and is a predicted model, not a curated record. NCBI's taxonomy places the organism in Eukaryota, Fungi, Basidiomycota, Agaricomycetes, Corticiales, Punctulariaceae. Bases 292 to 498 code for a protein of 68 amino acids.
CCGACCAUGACGGUCAUCUCGGAUCUUCUGAUGCAGGAGGCUGCGAUGCCUAGCUAAAUCGAUACACGGAGCUGGCGGCUGCUUGCCUAGUCUAUUCCGAGUCUCACAUACUGGCUUCACGCCCAGAAGGCGCGUUAUCCGAACAGGUCUUUCGCCACCAGCGUUGUACUCGCGGAGUCGCUACCAGUGCUCCGAGGACGGAUCGGAUUGGUUUGGGAACUCUCGGAGCCAGCUGUGAGUGCCGCACAACCACUCUCGACACGAGUAGGGCAUUCUCAGGACUCCUACGGAAUGAGUUCGAACUGUGAAAUCCUUGAUGAGCAACCACGUCCUCUACGAGAAUACCUCGGUCUUAGUGCGGGACGGUCCAUCUGGGUUCGUGCGGCGAGCGUUUACUUCACGUUGUACCGCUGGCACCGCAGUCUGAGCGGCUCGCCCUACAGCAUCGAUGCCGUUCUGUGGAGCUCCAUUGAUGCGGCAAGGGUCGUACUUCGAUAGCGGCACAGAUAGCAAUUGAAGCCGCACUUUCCGGAGUCAUGCCCUCUCAUCAAAUCAGAUCGCUCAGCUCAUUGCCGUGAUACCCUCUCACUCGGAGGAGUACCCCAAGACUUGGUAAUCUAGCGGCUUCGAAGCCGAUUCAUGCUGUCCUGAGUUCAAGCCCAAUUUCAUGAAACAACGCUUCGCGCGAUUCGUGUAGACAACUCGUCAUAUUGCGCAUACG